Messenger RNA from Brettanomyces nanus, 3048 nucleotides. RefSeq lists its product as uncharacterized. Gene Ontology annotation, cellular component: nucleus. The record is from RefSeq and is a predicted model, not a curated record. The transcript has a single exon. Gene Ontology annotation, molecular function: 5'-3' RNA exonuclease activity; RNA binding. Gene Ontology annotation, biological process: nuclear-transcribed mRNA catabolic process. NCBI's taxonomy places the organism in Eukaryota, Fungi, Ascomycota, Pichiomycetes, Pichiales, Pichiaceae. The coding region runs from base 1 to 3048 and encodes 1015 amino acids.
AUGGGUGUUCCAUCGCUAUUCAGAUGGCUAUCUCGAAAAUAUCCCAAGAUUAUUUCUCCGGUGAUUGAAGAAGAGCCCGUUGUCGUAGGAGACAUAGAGCAGCCUAUUAAUUACGCGGGCGCAAACCCUAAUGGAGAGCUUGAUAAUCUUUACUUGGAUAUGAACGGUAUUGUUCAUCCUUGUUCACAUCCAGAAAACAAGCCUCCUCCAGAGACUGAGGAUGAAAUGAUGCUUUCAGUGUUUGAAUAUACAGACAGAGUGCUCAGAAUGGCUAGACCGCGGAAAGUAUUGGUGAUUGCCGUAGAUGGUGUAGCCCCUCGUGCCAAGAUGAAUCAACAGCGAUCUAGACGGUUCAGAUCAGCCAAGGAGGCUAAGAUAUCUAACGAGGAGAAAGAACGGGAAGUGCAAGAGAUGGAGGACCGUGGUGAAGUGAUUGACGAAGGUAUCAAAAAAAAAAGAACAUGGGACUCUAAUGCCAUUACCCCCGGUACUCCAUUCAUGGAUAUCUUGGCCACCUCCCUACGAUACUGGAUAGCAUAUAAGUUGGCGAAUGAUCCUGGUUGGGCUGAAUUGCAGGUGGUGAUCAGUGAUUCCUCCGUUCCAGGUGAAGGUGAGCACAAGAUUAUGAACUUUAUAAGAUCCCAGAGGUCUGACCCGGAAUACAAUCCUAACACUACCCAUUGUAUUUAUGGAUUGGAUGCAGAUUUAAUUUUCUUGUCAUUGGCUACACACGAGCCUCAUUUCAGAGUAUUGAGAGAGGAUGUUUAUGCCAAUGAUCAGAUCCAGAGAAAGCUCAAGAACUCCGAUCGGUUUGGCAUGGAUGAAGAAACCAAGAAGCAGUUGCAGAAAGUAGACAAGAAGAAGCCUUUCAUCUGGCUUCAUAUUGGCAUUUUGCGCGAGUAUUUGGCGGUCGAGCUUUCAACACCUAGACUCUCAUUCAAGUUCGACUUAGAAAGAGCAAUUGAUGAUUGGGUGUUUGUGUGCUUUUUCUGUGGUAACGAUUUUUUACCUCAUUUGCCAUGUCUUGACGUGAGAGAUAGUAGUAUUGAUACGUUGGUGUCUAUUUGGAAAAGAAUCAUGCCUACCAUGAAAGGUUAUAUCACUUGCGAUGGUGAAUUAGACCUUUCAGCGGUCGAACAAUUGCUAAGUGAAUUGGGAAAUCUGGAAGAUGAUAUCUUGAGAAAAAAGCAUGACAAGGACAGACGUAGAAAUGACAAUUUCAAAAGACGCAGAGUGGAUAAAAGUCAACAGAGUGUUCUGAAAAACGAGCUUCUUAAAACGGUGUCUAAGGGUCACGACAAUGCUCCUUUGAUGCCAUCGCAGAACAUGGUGCUCACAAGCUUGAACACGGGAAAAACAUCAGGGGGGUUACAGAUGACCAACAGUGAGAUCAUUAAGAACCUUAAUUCGAUUUCCAAAGCCAAUACUGCCAAUAAGAGCGUGGCGGAAAUUCUAAAGCAAAAUAUGGUGAGAAAUGCCGUUGCAGGUGCUGAUGGAAAUGCAGAGAAUACUGAUGGCGCUAAUGCUGAUGGAAAUGUCGCAUCAGGUGAGCCAAUUGAUGUUUCGGAAGACUCGAAAAAGAGAGAUUCGACUUCGGCAUUCCCUUCAUCUUCUUCAGAGAUUACUUCUGACUCUGAGAGCUCCAUGGAAAAUAUUGAUAAUAACGAUGAUUCUAUUAGAAUGUGGGAAGAUGGUUAUAGAACACGGUACUAUCAAACAAAGUUUCAUACAAAUGACGAAGAAGAGAUUAAUGGUAUUCGCAGGAAGAUGGUUGAAGGAUACCUUGAAGGAAUAUCGUGGGUUUUACUAUAUUAUUACCAAGGUUGUCCGUCGUGGAAUUGGUACUAUCCUUUCCAUUACGCACCCUUUGCGUCUGAUUUCACGAAUUUGGGUGAAGUUAAGGUGUCGUUCGAUUUGGGUUCACCUUUCAGGCCGUUUGAACAAUUGAUGAGUGUUUUACCUGCAGCUUCGAAGCACAACCUUCCAAAUGUGUUUGGACCUUUAAUGUGUAACGCGGAUUCCGAAAUUAUUGAUUUCUACCCUGAGGAGUUUCAAAUUGAUAUGAACGGUGCCAAGAUGGCCUGGCAGGGCAUUUCCUUACUUCCGUUCAUUGAUGAAAAACGGUUGCUUAAGGCUGUUCGAUCAAAAUAUGAUGAGCUGACUCCAGAAGAGGUGGAGAGAAAUAGUUUGAAACACGAGAUCCUAUUUGUGGGGCGCCAGAACAAGCAUUUUGAGAGAUUUAAGACCUUGUACAACUCUGAGACGGAAGAAUGUGCCGAGCUUAUGUUUCAUGGACGUAAAACAGGAUUAGCUGGUACAAUUCUCCCCUCGAAGGAGUACGAUCCGAAAAGUGUUCGGAAAUUUCCACUGAUAGUUUCUUCUGAGCUGGAAGGAGAAAACUAUAUUGAUGUUCCUAACAGCACGUACUUAGAAGUUAGCUACAGAAUGCCCCCAAAGGUUCAUGGUAAAUCUAUGUUGUUGAAUGGCUUUAUUCCCCAGCUUGUUAUUCUAACUGAAGAAGAUAAGGACCGUGUUAGACACGCUUAUGGUAGAUUUCAAAGGGGUGGCCGAUUUGAAGUUACUAAUGAAAUUGAUUAUAGCCAGUACGUUGGACCUUAUGGCAAGGCAAUGUAUUCAUUUAGGCCUGGUGGUUAUAAAAGCUAUCUUGAGAUGUACAAGUACAACUCAGAUCGCUACCAGCAGACUCUACAGUUUAACAGAUACAACGAGCAGCAGCGGCAUCUGAAUAAUGCACAGGGAUCUCAGGGAAGUCGAGGUUAUCAGGGAGGAUAUAGUGAGGAAAAUCAGGGUAAUCAAGGAGGAUAUCGAGGGGGUUACCAGGGUGGCUAUAACCAAAGCUCCAAUGGCUAUGAUGGAUAUCGUGGAGGACGUGGAGGACGCGGGGGACGCGGGGGACGUGGAGGACGAGGCUCUGGAUACGGCUCUGGAUACAAUCAAGGAGGAAGUACUGGUCGUGGUGGGUACGGAAAUCGUGGAGGUUAUAACAACUACAAUCGCGGUAAUCACGGCAACUAUAACAACAGAUAA